AUGGAGGAAAAUUUAUACGGAGCAAGAGUAGAUAAUAACUCGGACAGUCCUAUCAGCGAAUUUUAUGCAGGAAAGAAUUUAUUUGUGACUGGGGGAACGGGAUUUUUAGGAAAAGUUCUCAUAGAAAAAAUCUUACGGUCGUGUCCAGGACUAGGAACUGUGUAUGUGUUAACACGAAAAAAACGAUGCCAAGAUAUUCAUGAGAGAAUUCAUGAUCUCCUGUCAUCGAAGUUGUUUGACAAAUUACGUAAAGACCAGCCGAAUUUUGAAGAGAAAAUCCAGCCAAUAGAGGGCGAUAUAAUCUUACCUGAAUUCGGACUGUCGAACGAGGACAGACAACUCUUAAUUAAUGAUGUACAUAUCGUCUUUCACAGUGCUGCUACUAUUAAAUUUGAUGAACAUUUACGUACUGCUGUAGAGUUGAAUGUGUUACCAGUCAGAAAAAUUAUCAAACUAUGUCAACAGUUUAAAUCAUUACUGGCUCUAGUACAUGUAUCUACAGCCUAUUGUAACUGUGAUAGACCGUAUAUAGAAGAAACUAUUUAUGAACCUCAUAUAGCUCCACAGAAACUUAUAGACGCUCUCGAAUGGAUGACAGAUGAUAUGGUAGAAUCAGUCACACCAAAAUUACUAGGCAGUCAUCCGAAUACUUAUACAUUCACAAAACAGCUGGCUGAGGCAAUAUAUAAAAUGGAAGGUGCAGGGUUACCGGUAGCGAUUAUUAGACCGUCUAUAGUGGGUGCUGCUUGGAAAGAACCAAUACAGGGUUGGAUAGAUAAUUUUAAUGGUGCCAGUGGUCUAUGUAUUGCUUCUGGGAAGGGUUUAUUACGGUCUAUGAAGGGUGAUUUUAAAGCAGUAGCUGAUCUAGUACCAGUUGAUAUACCAACUAAUAUAAUGAUAGUAGUAGGGUGGUAUACUGCUGUAUAUAAACCUAAAGAAUCUCUAGUAUAUAACUGUACCUCCGGGGCUGUCAAUCCUUUAACAUGGGGAGACUUUCAGGUUGGAAUAAUGGAUUAUUUUAAAAAGACGCCACUAGAAGGAUCAUUUCGACGUCCCUAUACCACAUUUACUUCUAAUGAAAUGCUACAUGAUUAUUGGGUGUUUGUAAGUCACAUGAUACCAGCGUAUCUCGCUGAUUUCGGUUACAGACUGAUGGGCAAAAAACCAAGAAUGGUAAGAACAUAUAAUAAACUACACCGAUCAAUGGAGAUAUUAUCGUUUUUUACCACACAUUCCUGGGAAUGGACCAGUGGAAACCACGAUUUACUACGUCAUGUUUUAUCAGACGCAGACAAAAAGACAUUUUAUUUUGAUCCACGACAGAUUCACUGGCCAACCUAUCUAGAGAAGUUUUGUUUUGGAGCUAAACAUUAUGUUUUAAAUGAGGAUAUGAAUGCGUUACCAGCUGCUAGAGCUCAUAUAAAAAAAUUAAGGAAUAUACGCUAUAUGUUUAAUACGUGUGUUAUAGUGGUAUUAUGGAGAGUUCUAAUAGCUCGUUCUCAAAUCGCACAAAAUGUUUGGAACCUCAUUCUAAGCCUUGUCUUUAAGUUUGUCCGAUAUUUUAAAAUAACUAGCACUAUACAGAAACACUGA
Messenger RNA from Lottia gigantea (owl limpet), 1593 nucleotides. RefSeq lists its product as hypothetical. Bases 1 to 1593 code for a protein of 530 amino acids. NCBI's taxonomy places the organism in Eukaryota, Metazoa, Mollusca, Gastropoda, Lottiidae. The transcript is spliced from 12 exons. Gene Ontology annotation, cellular component: peroxisome. Gene Ontology annotation, molecular function: alcohol-forming very long-chain fatty acyl-CoA reductase (NADP+) activity. The record is from RefSeq and is a predicted model, not a curated record. Gene Ontology annotation, biological process: long-chain fatty-acyl-CoA metabolic process.